AUGGCGGACGACGCUGGCGGUGGCACUGCAAGUGGAAGUAGCAGUAUAGUUAGUCUCUGCGGUGGUGGCUCCGACAUAAGCGGGAGGCUCGGUUCGAUGGACUCGGUGGAGUCACGGUGGGUCUUCCAAGACGACGACGACGACUCUGUCAUUGACGACGACGAGGAUGGUUUGCAGCAUCGCCGCACUGGAUUGGAUUCCGAGGACGACGAGGACGAAGACGACAAUGCGGAGCAGUGUCUGAUCCGCACCGGGCCGCGGAUCGAUUCCUUCGACGUUGAAGCUCUUGAGAUCCCAAGUGCCCAGCGAAGUGAUUACGAGGACUUCAGUGUGAGCAGGAAGAUUAUUCUUGCUUUUCAGACACUUGGUGUUGUAUUCGGCGACGUUGGAACGAGUCCUUUAUAUGCAUUUGAUGUGGUGUUUACAAAAGCAUCCAUAAGUGGAGAAGACGAUGUUCUUGGUGCAUUAUCAUUGGUCCUGUACACGUUAAUCUUACUACCUCUUGUCAAAUAUGUCCUUGUCGUGCUUUGGGCAAAUGAUGAUGGCGAAGGAGGUACUUUUGCCUUGUACUCAUUGAUCUGCCGGCAUGCUAAGGUUAGUCUCCUUCCGAAUCAGCUCCCAUCAGAUGCUCGUAUUUCAAGCUUCCGGCUGAAGGUCCCAUCCCCAGAACUGGAGAGAUCAUUAAAAAUCAAGGAAAGACUAGAGGCAUCACUUACAUUGAAAAAGCUGCUUCUCAUCUUGGUGCUUGCUGGUACUUCGAUGGUGAUAGCUGAUGGAGUAGUUACACCAGCGAUGUCAGUGAUGUCAGCUGUUGGUGGUCUAAAGGUUGGUGUAGCAGCUAUCGAGCAAGACCAAGUGGUGAUGAUUUCCGUUGCCUUUCUUGUAAUUUUGUUUAGUGUACAGAAGUUUGGUACAAGCAAAGUGGGACUUGCUGUAGGUCCUGCUUUAUUUGUAUGGUUUUGCUCUCUAGCCGGCAUUGGGAUUUAUAAUCUUGUCAAAUAUGACAGCUGUGUAUUAAGAGCAUUUAAUCCUGUUCACAUCUAUUACUUCUUCAAGCGGGACGCAGCUAAGGCCUGGCGUGCUCUUGGAGGUUGCGUACUAUGUGCAACAGGUUCUGAAGCCAUGUUUGCAGAUCUUUGCUAUUUUUCUGUUAGAUCAAUCCAGCUUACUUUUGUAUUUCUGGUGUUACCUUGCCUUUUGCUGGGGUAUUUGGGUCAAGCUGCAUAUCUUAUGCAAAAUCAUACUGACAUUCUGGCUGAACAGGCUUUCUUUUCCUCAGUUCCAAGUGGGGUAUUCUGGCCUAUCUUCCUUAUUGCUAAUGUUGCUGCAUUAAUUGCUUGUCGAGCAGUGACAACAGCUACAUUUUCUUGUAUAAAACAGUCAACAGCACUUGGUUGUUUCCCAAGACUUAAGAUUAUUCAUACUUCUCGAAAGUUCAUGGGUCAGAUUUAUAUUCCAGUCAUUAACUGGUUUCUGUUGGUGGUGUGCAUAUUGUUCAUCUGCUCCAUUCAAAGCAUUACUGAGAUGGGAAAUGCGUACGGGAUUGCUGAGCUUGGGGUCAUGAUGAUGACAACCAUUUUGGUGACAAUUGUUAUGCUCCUAAUUUGGCAGAUCAAUAUCUUUGUUGUGCUCAGCUUUCUUACGAUUUUCCUAGGGAUUGAAUUGACAUUUUUCUCAUCGGUUUUAUGGGGUGUGGGAGAUGGAAGUUGGAUAAUAUUGGUGUUUGCUGGAAGUAUGUUCCUUAUCAUGUAUAUUUGGAACUAUGGGAGCAAGCUCAAAUAUGAAACUGAAGUGAAGCAGAAGCUGUCAAUGGAUUUGAUGUGGGAAUUAGGGUCCAACUUAGGAACAAUUAGAGCCCCUGGAAUUGGCUUGCUCUACAAUGAGUUGGUGAAAGGAAUACCUGCUAUAUUUGGCCAUUUUCUGACAACUCUUCCGGCGAUUCAUUCAAUGAUUAUAUUUGUGUGUAUAAAGUAUGUUCCAGUCCCAGUUGUCACUCAGAAUGAACGGUUCCUUUUCAGACGUGUCUGCCCAAAGAACUACCACAUAUUUCGUUGUAUUGCCAGGUAUGGCUACAAAGAUGUGAGGAAAGAGAACCACCAGGCGUUUGAACAGCUCUUGAUUGAGAGUCUGGAGAAGUUUAUCAGGAGGGAGGCUCAGGAAAGGUCGUUAGAGAGUGAUGGGGAUGAUGAUAUGGAGACAGAAGAUGAUGAUUACUCAAACAACAAGACAAGAGUCCUAGUUGCUCCGAAUGGAAGUGUUUAUUCACUUGGCAUGCCCCUACUGGCUGAGUUCCAGGAAACCUGCAACAACAAAAACCGUGGUUCCAUUGAGGCAAGCACUUACUGUUCUUCUCCUGAGGUUUUUUCGAAAUCAAAGUCGUCGACAGAUCCAUUUGAUCCUGAGCAGAGUCUUGAUCGGGAGCUAUCUUUUAUUAGAAAAGCUAAAGAAUCAGGGGUUGUGUAUCUUCUGGGCCACGGAGAUAUUAGAGCAAGGAAGGAUUCCUGGUUCAUCAAGAAGCUAGUCAUAAACUACUUCUACGCUUUUCUGCGAAAGAACUGCAGAAGAGGGAUAGCCAAUUUGAGUGUCCCUCACUCUAAUCUGAUGCAGGUGGGCAUGACAUACAUGGUCUAA
Messenger RNA from Linum trigynum, 2631 nucleotides. The record is from the annotation of a GenBank genome assembly. Lineage: Eukaryota; Viridiplantae; Streptophyta; Magnoliopsida; Malpighiales; Linaceae.